Micropterus dolomieu (smallmouth bass) is the source of this 590-nucleotide messenger RNA. RefSeq names its product antithrombin-III-like. The transcript is spliced from 2 exons. Gene Ontology annotation, molecular function: serine-type endopeptidase inhibitor activity. The record is from RefSeq and is a predicted model, not a curated record. NCBI's taxonomy places the organism in Eukaryota, Metazoa, Chordata, Actinopteri, Centrarchiformes, Centrarchidae. The coding region runs from base 251 to 490 and encodes 79 amino acids.
AAAGAUAAAGAUGAACAGGUCAGAAUAUUUUGGUUUGAUAACUUGUACAAGGUGUUGGGUGAUACGGACCAAUAGGAGCACAGAGCACAGAUUUUAUUGUCUUAUGUUCUCUGACCCUGAACCUGUCAUGUUUCAGCUGUGACUACUUUACAGAUCUGUUCAGUAAUAUAGUCAUUCUCAGAAAGUUGGGUUUGACGCGCGCACCAUGAAGUGACCUUACAGUAUUUAAUACAGUCUGUGUGUUUCAGGGAUGCUGGAGGACGGCGGCGAUGGUCUCCACAUCUCAGACGCCUUCCAUAAAGCCUUCCUGGAGGUGAACGAGGAGGGCAGCGAGGCGGCAGCAGCCACCGCCGUGGUCGCCAUCGGACGCUCCUUCAACUUCAACCGGGAGGUUUUCCAGGCCGACCGACCGUUCCUGCUGCUCAUCAGAGAGUCGAGCAUCAACACGCUGCUGUUCACCGCCCGAGUGGCCGACCCCUGCAACCAAUAAAAACUCUGAGCUCAAAAUCAAGUACUAACAAGUAAAUGUACACGUUCCUCUGUAACAGGCAGCGUGUGUCUGACCACGUAAAAAGAAUCAUCACACCUGA